AUGAAGUCAUUACAUUUCACUCGGUUCGCUCGCCGCCCAACAGAAGAGGACAAAGCAAGAUCCACACUCAACUUGUCAGCGACAAAGCGCCGCCCACUCCCGCGCUGCGAUUGGUCUACAACAGCACUGCUUGUGAACAUGACCUACCAGCCAAUCCCAGAGCACGGAGGGGAGACGGCACCGGCCAAUUCCAGCUCGAAGGAGGCGGGGCUUGUGUGAAUACGGGUGGGGAAAAAAACACACGCAGCGGCGCGGAGCCGUUACGAACCAAGUGUCACCCGCAAUCAGCCCUUCAAAUGGGGUGGAUCUCGAAAUCCCACACAGCAGCGAUGAAGUCGCGAGCUGAACCGGCGCCGUUACAUUAGACCGCGAGGGCUGGAGAGAGAAACAGAUCACUUCUUUCAUUCUGCCUGAUCGCAACCACCGUAACCGCGAAGAUGAAGCGGCGGAAGGUCGUCGUAGCGGCCGGUUUCUGUCUCUCCUUCUUCCUCGGUACGCUGUUUAAUCUGCUCUCCGUGCCCGCGUUCGAGCACCAGCAGCUUGGAAAACAACAGCAGCAGCAGCAGCAGCUCGAGGCGAGUCUCGAGCCCACCACCGCCGCGGCCACCAGCGGCCACGCGCUGCUCCGCUCCUUGCGGCAGCAGAUUCGCGCGCGGCUGCGCGAGGCUCUCCGCUACGGGCCGUUCCCCGAGCGCGGCGCGCGGCCGCCGCUCGAGCGCAGGCGCCUCAUGGACCUGCAGCGCGCGCAAGAGGAGGAGCGCGAGGAGCGGGAGCACGGGAGCGCGCCGCGGCUCGGCUGCAGCAGCGUGGACGCCGCGAGCGACGUCCGCUUCGUGGGCUCUGGGUACACCAAGGCCGUGUACCGCGCCGCGCUCAACGGCAGCUUCGCCGUAGCGCUCAAAUCGGUGGACUUCGGCGGUCACGACAUGGAGGAGUGCGUGAGGAAGUACGGCUCCGCGGGAGACUGCUACAGACUGGCGUCCGUUAAACUGGUGAAGGAGAUGGCGCUGAUGGAGAGGCUGCAGCACCCCAACAUCCUCAAGCUAUAUGGCUACUGCUACCAGGACAGCAAUGAUAUUAAGGACACAGUGACUGCCAUCACGGAGCUGGGCAGCCCUCUGGAGAUGAUCCAGUUGCUGCAGACGCCCUGGGAGGAGAGAUUCAGGAUCUGUCUGAGUCUGAUGCGGCUGCUGCACUAUCUGACCCAUUCUCCGCUGGGCUCUCUCACCUUGUUGGACUUCAGGCCCAGGCAGUUUGUGCUGGUGGACGGAGAGCUGAAGGUGACGGACCUGGACGAUGCCAGUGUGGAGGAGACACCCUGCUCCUCCUCCUCAGAUUGCCUGCUGGAGUUCCCUGCCCGCAACUUCACACUCCAGUGCAGCAAUGGGCACUGCCAGGGCAUCAACGAGAAGAGGAACUUGUACAAUGCCUACAGGUUCUUCUUUACCUACCUGCUCCCUCACAGUGCCCCCACUGCCCUCAGGCCUCUUCUCGACAAGAUUGUCAACUCCACAGGGGAGCUGCUCUGGGGCACCGAUGAGACUCUAGCUCACCUUGAGAAGGCGCUGGACAUUUACAGGAGUGGACAGUACCUCAUGAACGACACACAGAUGCAUAAAACGGAAUAUAAACGGGUGGUGGACGCCUCAAUUCCUGGAGAAAACUACCGCUGCUGGCCAUCAUAUCAGCAUGACGGAUGCAUGCUGUCUGUUUAUGAUGUCCGUGAGGCCAUUGGGGUCUGUGAGAGCCACGUUCAAUGCAGAGCUUUUGUCCUGGGCAAUCAGAGCACCUGGACAGGACACCAGCUUGUGCUCUUCAAGACGGGCUCGACCAGCAUGACGUCAGCUAAAGGCAAGCUAACAUACGUCAAACUGGGCAGCUGAGAGAGAGAGAAAGAGAGAGAGAUGAAGAGGUUGGUCCUGCACCGCCAUCUCUCCCUCUAAUCGUCUCCUAUGGGACUGAGUUGAGGAAGGUGUGGUCAAAUCAUCUGUACGCUCCUUCCUCCAUGUGUUUUUUUUGAAUGAUCCAAGAGGAAGCUGACCACAUUGAGGCCCCACCAGAGUGCAAUAUCAGUAUCUUCUGUCUGAAGCUUAGCUUCCUCUUCUGAGGUUCUGAACGUGGAUAUGAAUGUUUCAAAUGGGCUAAAUGUUCAGGCUGGACUUCUACCUGUAUGUCUGUUUAGGCACCUUUCAAAUAUUGGUACCACAGAAUGCUACAAUAGACACAAGCCCUCUAGCAGAUCACAAACAAAGUUUUGUCUCAUAGCAAAGCUAAGAGAAUUCUGUGGAUAUGUUGAUGAAUUAAAGGGACACAGUGGUGCAGUAGUCUCUAAAGUGAGAUUUCCCAGUUUAAAUAGUAGGAAACCCCCAUUCUGAUGUAUCUUGAAGGUGGGAGGAACGUCUGCAAUAGUACAGCUGCUUUAAGGUGAAAUUUUGGAGGUGGACUGUUUGAGCUGGCAAUUGCUGAAGGAAGCUGGAGAGGUAAUGUUAUUGCUGGAAGGCCAAAUAUCAAUUGGAACUGUAUAAUUGUGUUAAUUAUUUUGAUUACAAUAGUGGAUAGGUCUCUCAAAUGACCGAAAUGACUCAUGAGAUGAAGAUAGCAAGCUAAAAGCUAAUUAGCAAGGCAGCUACUUGGCUCUCUAGACAACUUACCUCAGUUUGGCUUCUUGUUUGUGGCUAAAAGGGUAAUACGUGGUGUCUGGUGUCCAUUUUUUGCUGCGAUUAGUGAUAGAAUCGACAGGCCAGUAGUGUCUAGUGGCUAGACUAGCAGUCAGGAUUCAUUGACACCACAGGAAUUGUGUGACAUUUAUUUUAGACCAGAAUGCCCAAAAUGAAGUCAAUCAACAAACAUUUGUCUUAAUAAAUGCAACUGUGUCACGUCUAACGAUUAUCUGAUCAAAUUUAAACAAUCAGCCAAGAUGUUUGUUGUAGGAAAUUGGCUUCAGUUCCUUCAUAGUGAAGCUAAACAUGUCUUGGCCAACCCACUACACCAGAACACCCAUAAGAUGUGAACUAUUUCUUUAAAAAAAACACAAACUUUAAUGUAACGCAACAAAUAUUGCCAGGGUUAUGUAUAGAAUUAAAAUUGCAACGUGGCAUUUUUAUCCAUAUUGUGCAGCCCAAGUGUUCUCAAUCACAGUCAAACACACAUCAAGAACCUGUCAAGAAAGACGUCCUUUCUUUUUUAUGACCCAUCAGAUUCGGUCUGCAUAUCUCAGGUGUGUCUGGUACAGCCCAUAUCUGCAUAUCCACUCUCUUGUACUCCUCUCCCUUCUUCUCUUAGGUCAUCAGCACUUUUUUUCAAGUCUAACAGGGUCUUUUAUUUUUGUGCUGAAUUUUUAAAAAGAACUUCCACUUUGAUUCCAAAUUGUUUAAGGGCUUUGUUUGUAUGGUACAAAGAAAUGGUACAACGUAGGAUUCAGGAUUUUGGUGGUUCUGUAGAGCAACUGAAAUAUAUGAAAGUUACUGUAAAACAUUAAGACGAAGCUGAAAUAUAUUUUCCUCCAAAUGGAUGUUUGUUGACCAACUGUAAUAAUCAGUCUAUGUGUUUGUCCAUUUACUCUUAUGUUAAGUGGAGAUCCAAGCUUGUGCCCACUGUGUCCAUGACCCCUUGUAACACAGUGAACAAGGUAUAUUUCUCAGUCUAUGAAUUUCCCAAGGAAAUGUGAAGCUUUUACUUGACAGGUGAAGGACUGAAUGAUUCUCUGCUUUCAGAGAAAGCAAUGAAACUGAAGUCGACACGUACAUGAGCUUUGGCUUUUAUAAUGAUGUAUAUAAUGACAGUGUUGAUGAAAGCAAUAUUUUUGUAUGAAAAUAUAAGUCCUAUGGCUUUA
Pygocentrus nattereri (red-bellied piranha) is the source of this 3832-nucleotide messenger RNA. RefSeq names its product protein kinase domain containing, cytoplasmic a (gene pkdcca). The coding region runs from base 438 to 1883 and encodes 481 amino acids. The record is from RefSeq and is a predicted model, not a curated record. Lineage: Eukaryota; Metazoa; Chordata; Actinopteri; Characiformes; Serrasalmidae. Gene Ontology annotation, molecular function: non-membrane spanning protein tyrosine kinase activity; ATP binding. The transcript is spliced from 8 exons. Gene Ontology annotation, biological process: protein phosphorylation.